This is a messenger RNA of Talaromyces proteolyticus, 2427 nucleotides long. RefSeq lists its product as uncharacterized. The record is from RefSeq and is a predicted model, not a curated record. Bases 1 to 2427 code for a protein of 808 amino acids. NCBI's taxonomy places the organism in Eukaryota, Fungi, Ascomycota, Eurotiomycetes, Eurotiales, Trichocomaceae. The transcript is spliced from 2 exons.
AUGUCGUCCAACUCUUGCUGGCCCUCCGCCGUGCCUCCUUUCACUCGGGGAGAGCUUGACGAUACCCACGAGAUUUACGACCAGCCAACGAUAACGAACCCAUCGCCGCAUCGCCACCAGCAGCAACAGUCUACUCUCCAAUCUGCACAUCGAUUGUCUGUUCCUCCACGUCCAUCAAGCGCUUCUGGUAGUCUCCGCCAUUUGCGACGACGAGCCUCUCCAAGAGUUGAGAACCCCCAGUCAGCUACACAUCGCCGUACCAUCUCAGUCGAUGCAGCACCGCAGCCUCGUCGCAAUCGAAGUAGCACCCGCGCAACCGCAACCCCUCGUGGAGCUGGAGUCAGUUUUGCUGAAAUAGCACCCGCGCUCUCCGAAGCAGAGACAGAAGCCGGUGCAUCGACUUCUCAGGACUCGGUUCACCAGUUGGGAGAGUCGUACUGGCCUCAACGCUCGACAAGGGUCUCUCCGCGCACCGCCUCUGCUAUUCUGUGGGCGCUAGAAGAAGCAAUUCGCAAGCCGUUCCCAUUCACCCCUGACUUUGAAGAGCUCAACGCUUCCAUGUCGGAGCUGACUGGUGCGUCGGGACCAGUGGCAACUGGAGGCAGUGUUCGUCCCCAGAAUGGAGGUUCGCGCUCAAAUCAAGGCACCCGGCCAGUGCACACUGUAGUGCCGGCAGGUGUGCGGACUCCAACUGAUAUAAUGCGGGAUCGUCGAGAUCGCGAGGCUAGAAAACUGGCAGAAAAAGAGGCCCGUGAACGGCAGCAAGAAAGGGAAUUGAGACAACAACAAGCGGAAGAACGGCAGCAAUUUCAGAGUCAACAGCACGCUGCUGCUGGCGCUACUGGAAGAAGUGAUUUCACCGCACAGCAACAUCAGGGCCCUGUCCGGCAGCCGGCCGUGGUUGACCCAGCCUAUAUCGAACAAGCUUCGGAGAGCCUUCAACAGCCAGUUCCAACUGGUGGUCGCAGACAGGAACCAUCCCAACCGCCUGGAAAUGGAACGACUGCCCAGCGACAGCCAGCAGGUCGCAGCCAAUCAAGACCGGGGCCUUCCUCAUCCCAACAACAACAGCCUGCGCCACAACCUAGACAGCAACCACCCUCGCAAAGCAACACACAGCAGGGUGUAGGUACAUCCCAACCCCAAUCGACGCAAGUUUCAGCUCCAGGCUCGCAAUCACAAGAGCAGUCACGGCGAUCUACAUUUCCUCAUGCCUUUGAACGAUGGGAAACACUCUCAUCACACUGGGAAGGGCUUACUGGGUAUUGGAUUCGAAAAAUGGAACAAAGCAAUUCCGAGCUAAGCCAAGAUCCUUUGAAUCAGCAGAUGGCUCGGCAGAUAAACGACUUGUCUGCUGCAGGCGCAAACCUCUUCCAUGCGGUGGUUGAACUGCAGCGCCUCCGAGCGUCAUCAGAGCGCAAAUUUCAGCGAUGGUUCUUUGACACCCGUGCCGAACAAGAGAAAGCUCGAGAAGUCCAGGCUGAGCUUGAACGUCAGCUUCAAGCAUUGAAACUGGAGAGAUCAGACGCUGGCGAAUUACGUCAAAAGGCAGAUGCCGAACGUAAAAAGGCCGAGGACCUAGUCAAAGAAAUGCGUAGGGAACUACAGAUCUCGAAGGAGGAGGCACGAAGAGCUUGGGAAGAACUUGGCCGUCGAGAGCAGGAAGAGCGAGACCGCACAGCGUCGCUCCGCAACGGCGAGCCUACACACGUUGGCGGUGUUCAGGUUGUGCCUAUGAUUACCGGGAUUCCCAGUCGACAGAAUAGCAGCGCAAACAGACCACCAACACGGGAGGGCCCCUAUCCCGGUGGUCCUGGUCCUACGAGCAUGGGUGGGCAGCCACGAGAGAACACGCAAUACGUUGAGGAGGAAGAACUGCCUGAAACAGAUCCAUUCACGGAGACUCCAAGAACAGCCCAAACACAUGCAUAUCCACCUUCAUCGCAUCCGCCGGGCUCCUCAGCCACUAUUGUUGGUGGUACACCCAAGUCCCAGCCACCAGCAACGUCUGUAGGCUACGGGGAAACUCCCGGUCAUUUUUACCAACAUGGCGGCACCAUUCUUCACGGAGAGCCAGAGGUUGACCAGCGGUCAUAUGUAGCUAGCACUGAAGGCAGUGAACUUGAGGAAGAGUACGCGGCGCAACACGGCGCAGAGUACCAUCAUGAUGUUCAGAGUCACGAAUACGCUGGCAGCGAGGGAGAAUACGACGACGACAGCCAACAAGAGUACCCACCAACCACCAGUGGCGCCCCUAUACCAUACGGACAAACAAGUGUUGAUUACAGCGGUUCAAGCUGGGGCGGCUGGGACUCGAUAACUCCACGACACCGCCAUCCCACACGUCUCAGUGACGUAUUGGAAGAGGACGAACGAAGCCGAACCAGCCCGAGUCGAGCCAGCCAAGCCAGCCGUGGAAUGCAUUAA